This is a messenger RNA of Solea senegalensis (Senegalese sole), 1093 nucleotides long. Its product is annotated as olfactory receptor 150-like. The record is from RefSeq and is a predicted model, not a curated record. Gene Ontology annotation, molecular function: olfactory receptor activity; G protein-coupled receptor activity. NCBI's taxonomy places the organism in Eukaryota, Metazoa, Chordata, Actinopteri, Pleuronectiformes, Soleidae. The transcript has a single exon. Gene Ontology annotation, biological process: G protein-coupled receptor signaling pathway. The coding region runs from base 58 to 1041 and encodes 327 amino acids. Gene Ontology annotation, cellular component: membrane.
UGUUCUCCACAUCAGUCCUUGUGUGUUGGAGAUUUUAACACUAACAAGAAUUUAACAAUGGAUUUAUUCAACUCCGCUCUUGGCAAAAACAUCACCUUUGUGCGUCCUGCAAAUUUUAUAAUAAGUGGAUUCAUUGGAAUACCUAAUGCCAUGUAUUACUAUAUCUUUCUCUUUUUUGUUUACAUUAUUUCAGUGGUGGGAAACACAGUUGUGUUGACUGUAAUUUACUUGGAUCAUAAUCUGUGGACUCCAAAAUAUAUAGUUGUUUUUAACCUGGCCUUUACAGACCUGUUUGGUACCACUGCUUUGGUGCCAAAGGUCCUUGACCUCUUCCUGUUUAACAAUAACUACAUAUCCUACAGCGACUGCUUGACAUUCCUUUUCUUCUGCUCUGUCGCUGUAUUAAUGCAGGUUCUUAAUCUGAUUGCACUCUCCUAUGACAGACUGAUUGCUAUUAUUUUCCCACUGCACUAUCAAGUGAGAGUGACUCACAGGUUCAUGUUUUCUUUGAUUGGUUCUUUUUGGCUCUUUGCCAUAACUGUGACUCUCCUGUUAGAUGGCCUCCUCACUAGACUGUCCUUCUGUAAGUCUUCUGUGGUAGUUAAUAGCUAUUUCUGUGACUAUAGUCAGAUAUACCGACAGGCUUGCAAUGACAAAACACCCACAUACGUCUUAGCUGUAUUCCUAAGAGUUAUUCUUCUUUGGCUUCCGUUGAGUUUCAUCUUGGGUACUUACGUGUGUAUUAUCAUUGCUUUGACUAGAGUGGCAACAGCUCAGGAAAGACUGAAGGCCCUUAAAACCUGCACAGCUCAUAUUUCACUGGUGGCCAUCUAUUUCAUUCCAAUAUUAAUCUCAGUUACCAUGCAAAAUAUUCACCCAAAUUCUAGGAUUAUUAACCUUUCUCUGUCCUCUGUAUUUCCUCCCAUGUUAAACCCAAUUGUUUAUGUUCUGCAGACACAAGAAAUCAAAACAUCACUGAGAAAGCUUUUAAAGAUCACAAAACAAUCCAAGAUUACCGUGAAGAAAGUACUGAUUAGAUGACCAUAUCUGUCUAUAUAUAUUAAUGUAAACAGUAUAAAGAGUAACAGUAAAG